GUAAGCCGAACCCUCCACCUGGGCACUCCGACCUCACAUGUGCAAGAACACGAGCGACUCAGCACAUGGGCACAGAGUAACAACUCGCCGCGCCUCUCCUCAAAUCUCACCCAAACUCACCUUCACAAUGACACCAAAGGUCCCAGGCGAUCCAGCAAUACUUGAACCCCUAGAUAGGCUCGCAGACCCCUCGAAGAGGUCCACCGUCAUAUUCCUCCACGGACUUGGCGAUGACGGCCAUGGAACCGGAUACGGGCUCGCUCAGCAGUUUCAGCGAUACCAAAAGCUGCGCUGCACGAGAUGGGUCUUGCCUACUGCGCCCAUCGACCCACAGGUCGGGCAGCGGUGCUGGUACAAGCCACAUAGCCUCCCUUCCGCGCUCAAACCGCGCGUGCCGGACCGGGACGACGAUGUUGCCGGUUUCGACGUGUCGGACGACGAGGACGAUGAGGGCCUCCUGAGGACCGUGGCCUAUAUUGAUGAGCUCGUCAAGGCCGAGGUGGAUCGGGGCAUUGAACCCGGCAAGAUCGCGGUCGGUGGGUUUAGUCAGGGAUGUGCGGUGUCCAUGGUUUGGGGUUUGAAGGGCCAGUGGAAAGACAAGGUCGCGGGCGUGUUUGGGCUGAGCGGCUAUUUGCCGAAUAUCAAGGCGGUGUGCGAGGCUGGGAAGGCAUCAGACGGAACCGGAAAGCACGCGCGAAAGUGGUUUUUCGGCCACGGCAUGGGUGACGCGCUCGUCUCGGUCAACUUGUUCGCGGAAGGGCAAAAGCGGCUGCAACAGUACGUAAAGGAAGAGAGCAUCGAGGGUCAUAUUUAUCAAGACCUGGGCCACGACGUUGGGACAUCUGAGGUUCGUGAUCUCUGGCUCUGGUUCAAGUCCGUCUUGAACGACGACAGCUAGACGCCGCCACAAAACCUGCGCGGGCAGUGUAUCAUCAUGAGCAUCGCAGCACUUGAGCCAUUUGACCAAACUAGGCUGGUCUUCUAAACAACCCCCCCUGAAUCAGAGGAUUACUCUUUCGCCUCCCGAACAAAGUCCCACAAUUUCGCAUCAGGCUAUGUCCUACUCGUAUCAAACGCGGUUCCUGCAGUUACCCACCGCCCAAGACUUUUAGCGUUUCUUCAAGUCGGCUUCUCGGAAGGCGUCCAGAAUUUUGUUGCCCUCUUCAAUACCGUCAGGAUCCAUCGGCAAGCCAUGAGAGGCUUGAAAAUUUGGUCGGUUGACCCAAGACUCCUUGGGUAUCUGGUAAUUGGAAUUGGAGGAGCCACCCUGAUCUGAUCCUGCGGCACUUGGUGCUGUUGAUGACUUGGAGUCUCCAGGGCGGGAGCCAGAAUCGGAACCAGAACCGGAGCCUUUGGUUUCGGAGGCUGAGGAUGAUGACAUGUUCGGCGAUAUGAAGUUUGUGAGCAGAAUGUUUUGACCAGCACUUGAGGGCUUGAUGCAUACGGCACUGCGUAUUGCGGUUUCUCUUUCUUGAUGCGUGAAAGUAUAGAAGAACCCCAAUCCUACAGCAACAUCCUAAGUCUUAA
Molecule: messenger RNA, 1527 nt
Organism: Diaporthe batatas
Lineage: Eukaryota; Fungi; Ascomycota; Sordariomycetes; Diaporthales; Diaporthaceae
Exons: 1
Coding region: 38-898 (286 amino acids)
Biological process (GO): protein depalmitoylation
Cellular component (GO): cytoplasm
Molecular function (GO): palmitoyl-(protein) hydrolase activity; carboxylic ester hydrolase activity
Source: RefSeq, a predicted model, not a curated record